Messenger RNA from Symbiodinium sp. CCMP2592, 4338 nucleotides. Lineage: Eukaryota; Dinophyceae; Suessiales; Symbiodiniaceae. The record is from the annotation of a GenBank genome assembly.
AUGCCGUGGGUGCCGCGCAUCGCUCCAAAAGAGGGGGUCGAUGCAGAAGAGGCCUCGAAACAAAAGGAUGCCCUGAAGGGGGCGAACUCAGCCGCUUCACGACAUGAUUCUACAGCCGAAAGCGCUGCAAGGGACAAGGCUUUGUCCUGCCUUGUGACACGAGGGGCCGACCUGUGGCUAGAUCUGCAGUCGCGGAAAUUGCCUGGAAAGAAACUGAGCAAGUUCCUUACGGACGCGCUCUAUGAUGAAAUCCGAAAGCAGCUGCAAAAUCCCAAGAAACCAGAUCGCCGAUGCUGGUACUUUAACGUUGACGUCAGUGGCACAGAGAUGAACGCCGAUGGCCUUCAGAUCCUCGUGACCUUCCUGAAGCGCCUCUUCGAGGCAGAUCCACCGGUUUGCGUUCAUAGCCUGCGCUGCUACAAUAAUGACCUGGGUGAUACGGGGGCGGAGCACAUUGCCGAGAUGAUCUUGGCCCAGCCUUUUGCUGUGUACGAGCUCCAUUUGAGUGACAGCAGGAUGUCGGAGCUAGGGGCCGCAAUGGUGAUCUUGUCCGUCUGUGUGGCCAAUGAUCGGUAUCCGUUUCAAGUGAAGCAUCGGUGGACUGGAUGCUGGAUGCGACUCGAGAACAACUACGUCAGCGCACCGGAUGCGCUGCUGACUGCCAUGCGAGCUGCAGUGCCCCUGCCGAGCAAUGAGUGGAGCGAGCCUGCGGUGCGGAUCGAAAGCAUUGUCCGUGGAGACCGAACAUGGGGGCGGGCUCACGGUCCUAGCUGGGCCACUUCGGCAGAGGUGACCCCACAAGCUUUGUUGUAUACGUUCGAUGAGCAGAAAGGUUUGAUGAGUGCUGGCUAUGGGAAGAAGGAGAGCGCGGCGGUCAUCCGAGCAGCACGACGCGCAGCAGAGAGUGCCCGUGAGGCAGUGCUGGAGAUGUACAAGAGGAUUUGCGGCGAUGAUAAGCCAGAAGGAGAGCCGGUGCCUGCACGAGCUCGACCCUCGGAGGAUCGCGUGGUGGUUGCUCGCUGGAGGCGAGACGAGGACUCGGCGGCCCAAGAGGCGGAGAAAGCUGCUGCGAAAGCCUGGCCUUCUGAGACACGAGCAGCAGAGCGAGCUCCGAAAGUCUCCAAGCUCCGCUCCUUCAGGACCGCGGUCAACAGCCUCAGGCCGCAAGCCGAGUCCAGGGAAGCUGCAGCGCCCGCUCACACGGCGGGCUACGCUGGCUAUACGAAGUUCGGAGGAGUGGGGGACGGACCAGCCCACAGACCGACCAGGGGAGACCACGACUCUCAUGAAUAUGCAUAUGCUGUUGGAUCUGGCCUUGGGAAGGGGGCGAGCUCUGCCAAAGGGACAGCUGCGAAGGGGAAGUUGAACGUGGUGCACCCGAUCGAAGAGGAAGAGCGUCCAGCCACAGCGAAGACUCCUGCUGGCAAAGGAGACGCGCAGAAAGGAAAGCAAAGGUCGAAAGAUUCGAAAGGAUCCGGCAAGCUCGUUUGGAAGUCGAAGACAGAUAAGCCUGCGGCCGCGGAUACAGACGCUCCGUCCGAGGAGCAAAAGAGGCAAGAAGCCGCGCCGAAGGGGGACACCUCGAAGGCCAAUUCAUCCAAGGAUGCGACCGACACGGCUCCUGCCCAGGAUGCUACUAAGCACUCCAAAAAUUCUGAAGAGUCAAAAGAUCCAAAGCAGGAGAAACUGGAUGCAAAGGACGCGAAGGAAACAAAAGAGGCAAAAGAUCCGAAACAGGAGAAACCAGAUGGAAAGGAUGCGAAAGCUACAAAGGAGGCAAAAGAUCCAAAACAGGAGAAACCAGAUGGAAAGGAUACGAAAGAUACAAAGGAAGCAAAAGAUCCAAAGGGUGGCAAAGAUAUGAUUGAAGUGAAGCAUGGAAAGGAUGGAAUCGGAAUGGGGGCACAGGAUGCAAAGGAGCCGAAUAGUGCAAAGGAAGCGAAGGAUCCCAAGCUUGACAGCACCAAUGACGAGAAAGGAACGAGUGGCAUCAAAAUGGCUGAGCCGAAAGGGAAGGACGCUGAAGGCCCAAAGGCUGCCAAGGAGGCUGCCGCAUCUUCCGAAGCGGGUACCAGGCCUGCAGACUCCAAGCCAGGCCAAGCAGCAGCAGUGGCGACAGCUCCAGCCGCAACGCAGCCCUCUACGGCUCCAUCGGCCACACUUUCGUCAUUGGCGGCCACUCCCACAGCACCUGUGACUCCACAGCCAGAAGCUCCAGAAGUUCCAUCGCCGACGCUGACGGCCGCGGAUGCUGCCAUGCCAAGCGUCAUCCCUUUCAGACAGAGUGCUCCGCCGCCGCCUGCGCCGCCGCAAAAGGCAAAGACUGGCAAGAACAAGAUCGUGAUGCCUGGGCCACCUCCCGCCUUAGAGAUCUUCGCCGCCAGCCCGACCUCAAAGAUGCAGCCAGAGGUCGACUCAGUGGAGACAAACUCUGACUCCAUGAAGGAGCCGGAGAAGAACAAGAAGUGCCACCUGAAGACUCGCCUAGGAUAUCAGCCUCUCCACCGCGUCCUCAUCGACAACUGGCAAUCUGGGCUGACGGUAGCUAUGGUUAGCGUCCCAUUGUCGAUUUCCUUGGGCAUCGCAUCCGUGUCGGGCGGUGAUCCCGCAGCACCUUUGAUGGGCGUGUCAACCGCGUUUUGGGGUGGAUUGUGUGCGUCAUUGUUCAGCUCUAGCGACUUCAACAUUAUCGGGCCUGCCGGAGCGUUGAGUGGAAUGCUGAGCAGUGCGACCAUCAAAUUUGGAGGUGCAGGUGUUUUGCCUUACUUGUCCCUCCUGUCCUCAGCCAUCAUUUGCUUGAUCUAUCUGCUGGGCUUGCAGCGCUACUUGCUCCUCAUGCCCACGGCUGUGUUUGAGGGUUUUACGCUCGCAGUGGCUUUCAUCAUUGGCCUCGGCCAGUUGGAGAUGGCUUUGGACUUGAGGCCGGAUGGCCACAAGUCAGAGCACUUCCACGAGAACGUCAUUCGCUCCAUUCAAGCUCUGCACGGCUACAGCCUGGCUCCGGCGAUUCUCUUCUUCGUCGUCACAGUCUUGCUUCUGACCCUCGUCAAGUACGUGGGCAAGAUCCGAGGCAAGUCGAUUCCGUGGACCGUGCUCCUUCCGUUGUUCACCAUCCUCUUGGGCUACCUGUCGGACAGGGACAUGCUCGGUGGCAUUAUUCUUCCUACACUGAAGGACAAGUACGGGACCUUGCAGGCACGGAUUGUCGAGGUGCCAUCCGUGCCACUUGCAGACUUUGCAGCGGGCGAUGUCUUCGGCCUGAUCCGCAACGCCUUUGGCAUUGCCUUCGUGGCAAUCUUGGAGACUCUAAUUUCUGCCAAGAUUGCGGAGCAGAGGAUGAAUUAUCCCUUUGACAGCGGCCGUGAGACGUUCGGAUUGAUGGUGUGCCAUGCUGUGUGUGGGGUCGUUGGGGCAAUGCCUCCCACGGGUGUCUUUGUACGCACAUCUUUGAAUGUGCAGCUUGGAGCCACCCACAGGCUAUCGCAAAUGAUCAAUGCAAUUGCUGUCUUCCUGAUCUUUGUGGUCGCUAUGCCUGUUUUCUCAUACUUGCCGCAGGCGGCUGUUGCAGCGCUUCUUGUCUUUGCCUCGAUUCGCAUGGCGCCUGUCCACUACAUCGCGAAACUGUGGCGCACGGACAAGAAGAGUUGUUUCCUGCUGGUUCUCACCACCCUGAUAUGCAUUUUUGUGGAUCCAGUCUAUGGCCUCAUCGUGGGUAUGGUUGUGGCUCUGCUGAGAAAUGCGGCCGAGACUGCACGAGCAGAAUCACGGGUGACGCUGGACAAGGCUGAGAUGCCGGUAAGCGAGACCGGAACACCCCUCUCGAGCGGUCAACAUGGCACCCUUUCUCAUUGGGCCACCUCCAGCUUCGAUGAUGCCGCAAACUUGGCAGUGAAACCUUCGCCGUUGAAACGCAUCAAGCAGUUGAUUGAGAGAUUUGCCUGCGGCAAGCCCCCGAUGGAGCACAGCAAUGCUUUGCACAGGCACAAAACCUUCCGCGGUUUCAAGACGGUUCUCUACGAGCCAAUGGGGUCUGUGACUUUCCUUUGUGCGAGCAAGCACCUCUCGCGCUUGCAGGCACUUCUUGAGAAGAAGCCGACGAGGCUCAUCAUUUCCUUGGAGCACGUCACCCGCAUUGACAUUGAUGGUUCGGACAACCUCGCCAAGGCGGUCCAGGAGAUCAAAGAUGCAGAAUGCGAUGUCCGUUUAGUUGUGCCCGAAUUGCUGCUGCAGGGUGUCAUCCUCCAGAAAGCGGUCUGGGUCGACAAACUUCGGACUGAGGGCCGCAUCUACAGCACGGUUGCGGAUGCAAAGCUUGCGGGAGCAGAUUGUGAAAUCUGA